AUGACAACCCUAGAACCCCUCAAACAACCCAUCGCCAUCCGCCCCGAACUCAUCGCAACAGCACCAACAACCCUCAUCGUCCACCCACACAGCAUCAGCUUCUCCGGCAGCGACUUUACAAUCUCCUACCUAGAAAAUGCACCCCAACCUUCCUCUUCCUCCUCCUCCUCGCAAGCAGCCCAACCAAUCAAAAUCUUCUUCGUCGACGGCAAAACCCUUUCCUGGAGCAACACGAUGAGUUUCAUUGAUGCCUCGGGCCUGCCCAUCUUCGAACUGCAUCGCAAAAAAGCCGGCGUCACAUGGUUCGUCAGUCUCCCCAAUACAAAUGAUAAAAGUAUUGCGACGAUUGCGCCGCAGGGACAUUUGCUUAAGGAUAAGUUUGACGUUUAUAUUGGCAAUGUGGUGGAUGGCGGGAAGGAGGUUAAGCUUGAGGUGCGCGGGAAUGAUAUUUGGAAGUAUAGGACCAGUGUGUUUUUUGGGGGUGCACUUGUUAUGACGAUUAAAGUUAAGAGGUAUUAUCUUGUUUAUGUGGGGAUGGGGAAGAGGCCGGAGUGGGAGGUUAAUAUUGCGCAGGGGUUUGAUUUGUCUCUUGCUUCGAUUAUUGGGGUUCUUCUGGUCCAGGUGUUGUAUAAACCUAGUUAUCAGUCGUCUUUCAAGCCGGCCGGGUCAGGCGAGUCUAGCUCAAGCCAGCAUCCUGAUGCAAAGGGCCCAGUGAAGUCUUGA
Messenger RNA from Penicillium subrubescens, 723 nucleotides. RefSeq lists its product as uncharacterized. The transcript has 2 exons. The coding region runs from base 1 to 723 and encodes 240 amino acids. NCBI's taxonomy places the organism in Eukaryota, Fungi, Ascomycota, Eurotiomycetes, Eurotiales, Aspergillaceae. The record is from RefSeq and is a predicted model, not a curated record.